Messenger RNA from Rotaria socialis, 1335 nucleotides. The record is from the annotation of a GenBank genome assembly. NCBI's taxonomy places the organism in Eukaryota, Metazoa, Rotifera, Eurotatoria, Philodinida, Philodinidae.
AUGGGCAAACGACUUUGCCACGUAUCGAUGAUAGAAUUAUUAGUUAUUUUAACAGAUUCACAAGCAAACAAACAAAUUGCAUUUUUAUUUCUUGACAUUCUUUUUUUCAUGUUAUUUCAUUCUAUGGUGUCUCUGUAUAAUAUGGACUCGAAUAACGAGUUAUCGCCCUUCAAUACAUCUCAUUAUCCUCAUCAUCAUGUACCCUAUCAUCAUCCUGGAAAUAUUUAUGACCCUUCAGUACAAAAUCCAUCAACAGCACAACAACAACAACAACAGCAGCAGCAGCAGCAGCAACAACUAUUACUACAACAAGCACCACCGGCCAAUUGGAUGAUGAAUCCGCAUCAUUCUCAUUCACAUUUAAUGAUGCAACAUCAUCUACAAAUUCCACCAUCUCAAUAUUCCAAUGGAAUGAAUGGACCGAAUUCAAAUUCAUCUAAAGAUGACCCAUCAUCACCAAUGUCAUCAUCUCCUGGAGGUACAACACCGCCAACAUCAUCAUCAGCAUUAACACCUAAUUCUAUGUCAACAAAUCAUCAUCACCACCAUCAUCAUCAUCAAUCAUCGAAGAAAUCUCUUGAUGAUCGUGUUAAACGACCAAUGAAUGCAUUUAUGGUAUGGUCACGAGGACAACGACGUAAAAUGGCACAAGAAAAUCCGAAGAUGCAUAAUUCUGAAAUAAGUAAAUGUUUAGGUGCUGAAUGGAAAAAUUUAAAUGAAGAUGAUAAACGACCAUUUAUCGAUGAAGCUAAACGUUUACGUGCGAUUCAUAUGAAAGAACAUCCAGAUUAUAAGUAUCGACCGAGACGUAAAACAAAAAAUCUACAACCAGCAGCACCAAUAUCAAAUAAUCAUAAUUCAUCAUCAAUGAAUAAUCACCAUUCGCAACAGAAAAAAGACAAAUCAAAUCAUCUUCAUCAUCCUCAACAUCAUUUAAAUUCAUCAACAUCAAACCUAUCACAAGUACCACAAUCAUUACCACCACCACCACCACGUGGUACAAGUUGGGGUUUACCAUCAAACGUAAUUGCAUCAACAUCAUCGUCAUCACCAUAUUUAAAUGAUUGCAAUCCACCCUAUUCAAUGGGAGAUCCAAAUGCACUUUAUUCACAUUCAUUUCCACCACCGCCUAUGUAUCAUUAUGGUCCACCAGCAAGUACAAGUCCUCAAACUCCACCACCACCUAUUCAAUAUGGUUAUGGUGGUAAUCACCCAUAUUCAUAUAUGAAACCAGAACCUAUAUCAUCUCAGCAACAUUUUUAUCCACCGCUUGCACCAAUUUCACAUCAAGAUUAUUCUCCACCGGAUCCAUCAUCACCUGAACAGCAUAUGUAA